Funneliformis mosseae is the source of this 2169-nucleotide messenger RNA. The record is from the annotation of a GenBank genome assembly. NCBI's taxonomy places the organism in Eukaryota, Fungi, Glomeromycota, Glomeromycetes, Glomerales, Glomeraceae.
AUGGCAGAGGUUGAAGAGAAACCCUCAAAUAGCGAACAAAAGGAACCUAGUUCAAAUAAUUUAUUAUAUAGUAAAACCACGUUGUUUGUUCGCAGGAUACCAUAUGAUGCCACAAAUAGUGAAUUCGAAACCUUUUUUUCUGAAAUAGGACCACUUCGAUCUUGUUUUCUUGUAAAAGAUAAAGAACCCAAUGUUCCUUUAGCAGACAAUUCGAUUAAUCAUGAUGAUUCGAUCGUUUCUCCUAUUAACGAUAAUAAAGAGAUGGUUCCUACACAAGAAAUACAAAAGAAUGACAAAAAUAAGGGUUUUGGUUUUGUCCAAUUUGUCUUGACUCAAGAUGCUGAAAAGGCUUUAAAAGAGUUAAAGAAAGUGAAAUUUAGAGGGAAAAGUACCUUGAAAAUGGAAUAUGCUAUUAAAAAACAUGAAAAGCUUCCUGAGCAUAAUCAAAAAGUCAUAAAAAGAAAAUUCUCGUUGGAUGAAAAUAUUAGCAAACAAAAAUUAGUAAAAAAAGAAUCAAAAGGAUUCAUUGAAAAAGUUGACAGUAAUAAUGUUAGAACCAUUGUACUAAAAGGGUUAGCUAAAGAUUUAACUAGGAAAAAAAUUUAUAAAAAAGUUAGAAAAUUUGGCGAUAUUCAAGAUAUGAAAUUUCCUAAUGGUGAAGGUUCUACUGAUAUCGUACACGUCAUUUUUAAAACAACAAAGGAUGCUAAUGAUGCAUUAUCACACUUGGAUGGUCAUGUCUUUCAUGGAUCAAUGAUGAACGCGAAAUUAUGGAAUGCAUCUUCGAAUGAUAAAAAAGGUCGUUUAAUAGUUCGUAACAUCCCAUGGCAAUAUCGUGAACAAGAACUUUUAAAAAUUUUCUCCAAAUAUGGAGAAAUAAUAGAAGUAAAUUUGCCGCGUAAAUUCACAGGAGGUCCGUUACGGGGAUUUGCGUAUAUACAAUAUAAAAAUUAUGAAGAUGCGGAAAAGGCGAUUAACGGUUUGAAUGAAACGAAACAUCAAGGACGUACUAUAGCUGUGGAUUGGGCUUUACCAAAGGACAAAUACUUGGAGGCCAUUGGAUCACAGCAAAGUGAGAAUUAUAAUGAAGAGACUAUACAGCAAGAUUUAGAGCAAGGUUCUGAAAAAGAGGUUGAUGGUCAGGAAGAUAAAGAUAAUGGUGAUAGUGAAAGUGAUGAUGAAAUGAAACGAGAUGAAGAUGAUAUUAUAAAUGAAAGUGGUGAUGAGGAAGCACAAGAUAAUAGUGACGAUUCGGAAAUUGAGGACGAUGAUGGCAUUCAGGACAAGACACCAAAGAGCUUGUAUCCUCCUUCGGAGGGAAAUGUAUUAUUUAUUCGAAAUCUUUCUUUUGAUGCCACAGAAGAAGAGCUUUCCGAGAUAUUUAAACCAUUUGGACCUUUGCGUUAUUGUGUCAUAACGAUGGAUCAUCAGACAGGACAUUCAUUAGCUAGUAAAUUUACAUUACGUGGAAGAGUACUAUCAAUCGUAAAAGCAGUUGAUCGAAACGAAGCACAUAAUAUAAUGGAAAUGAAUCAACAAAAAAGACGUAAAGAGGAUAGAAGGAAUAUUUAUUUGCUACAGGAAGGAGUAAUAUUUCCGGAUUCAUUAUCCGCUAAAUUAUUAACACCUUCGGAAGUUAAUAAACGUGUCACAUCAUAUUCUUUUAGAAAGAAUUUGUUGGCAAAAAACCCAAACCUUUAUAUUUCAAAAACCAGAUUGUCAGUAAGGAAUCUACCAUUAACAGUAGAUGAAAGUACCUUAAAAAAAUUAGGAAAAGAAAGUGUUAAAAAGUUUAAAGAAGAGGUUGAGAAUGAAGAGAGAAAAGAUUUAACAAAAAGCGAGAAAAUGGAAGGGUGGAAUAGAAAGGUAGAUGUUAAGCAGGCUAAAGUAAUUCGAGCCAAAGAUAGAAUCGAUAAAACCACACAAAAACCACGUAGCAAAGGAUAUGGAUUUUUGGAAUUCACACAGCACGCACAUGCAUUGGCAGCAUUAAGACAUCUUAAUAAUAAUCCGGAAUUAUUCGGAGAACGGAAAAGAUUAAUCGUAGAAUUUGCGGUAGAGAAUUCUAUCAUUGUUAAAAAGAGAUCAGGAAGAUUAAACAAUAAAAAUGAUAAGAAUAAAGUCGUUGAAGACAAUGUUAAUGUAGAUAAGAGGAAAAAGUCAAGGUAA